Messenger RNA from Bufo bufo (common toad), 477 nucleotides. It is a transcript of the gene DDIT4L, whose product is annotated as DNA damage inducible transcript 4 like. The transcript has a single exon. Gene Ontology annotation, biological process: negative regulation of signal transduction. Gene Ontology annotation, cellular component: cytoplasm. Bases 1 to 477 code for a protein of 158 amino acids. NCBI's taxonomy places the organism in Eukaryota, Metazoa, Chordata, Amphibia, Anura, Bufonidae. The record is from RefSeq and is a predicted model, not a curated record.
AUGGAUCACUUGUCCACUGCACCCAACAUCGGAGAUGCUCUGUCUUUUGUGAGAACCAGCCAUUUGGUGACAAUGUUAGAGAACAGCUUAUAUAGAGCAAAACGUGCAAAACUUCACUGUUCAAAAGUUCUUGUCCCUAAAGAACUAACCACACGAGUGGCCCAGGAGGCACUAAAACUAUCCUUGAAUGAGCCCUGUGGACUGCGAGGCUGCAUUAUAUAUAUGAAUCUGGAAAGCUGCAAUAAGCAGGCUGCCUUGGACACAAUAGUGUAUGACUGCUCAGUGGAACCAACCUUUGAACUGAAGCUUGUUUUAAAGCAGGACACUCAAGGAUGGGACUACCUAAGAGAUCUUCUUCUCAACAAAACCUGCUUCCCACAACUUUUUAAAAGUGUCAUCAAAUUAAGCCCCAAGUUUCAUAUCUCCAAGAGGAGAUUGUAUUUUUCAGUUGUAGCUGCAGGAAAUGAAGAAUGCUAG